This is a messenger RNA of Myxocyprinus asiaticus (Chinese sucker), 1203 nucleotides long. RefSeq names its product endothelial cell surface expressed chemotaxis and apoptosis regulator (gene ecscr). NCBI's taxonomy places the organism in Eukaryota, Metazoa, Chordata, Actinopteri, Cypriniformes, Catostomidae. The transcript is spliced from 9 exons. The record is from RefSeq and is a predicted model, not a curated record. The coding region runs from base 226 to 975 and encodes 249 amino acids.
ACACUCCCAUGCAUACGCUUCUUAGCAGGACUUUAUUACUAUAUGCUUUCAGCACAGGAAACGGUUUCGGAUUUGCUGAUAUAUACCUCAGCCAAAUGCACAUUUCUAUGAAUUUUUAUUUCUCUUUUUUCCCUUUUAUACACAUACAUAGGUAUCAGAAAAACAUAUCCUUAUAUUAGGGAUACAUAUGCCCAGUGACAAUUUGUAUUUAGUCCUGAUAGCCAGAUGAGUGUCAAACAAUUUGGAGCAUCCAUGGAGCAGUUCUUCUGUCUUCUCACUGCCCUGAUUGCAUCUUCAUCCAUCAUCUCAGCAGGAAAGGACACAAACAUCUUAACCCCAAGUACGGCACCUUCAAACACAGCCACUUUGUCUCCAUGGCCCACUAUUUCAAGCACUGGUAGUACUGCCACCCCUGUUGGAACCAGCCUCUCUUCUUCAAAUAGCACAUCAGGGCAUUCUGUUACAACAUACUCCACAUCAAAAACAUCAAAAUCCUACACUGACACAACUCAAAAUGCUGUCUCAUCUUCAGUGGCCAGUAUAACAGGUGUUCCUGAAAUUCCAAAGACUUCAACUCCUACAAUUCAUUUAAUCACUUUAGGAGGAAUGACAGGGGGGACAGCAUCACCAACGCAGACACCAGACGACAGCCUCACUAUGCUUGCUUUUGGUGUGAUGAGUCUCAUACUCAUUUUAAUCGUUGUCAUGGUGAUCUUGGUUACCACUAUCAAUGUCAGGGGACGGUGUCGAGACACAAAUCAACAGGAGGGUAUUAAAAGUUAUAACUCUGUGGUGUCUGACAGCAACAUGACCAACAACUGUGAGAAAGAGAGCAUCACUCUAGUUUCUGUGAGGACAAUAAACCCAGACAAUGACACAGAUUCACCCCAGCUCUCUUCAGUUCGCAGCACUAUAGUAGACAAUGAAGAUCAAGAACUAAACAGGGACCUGCUGCGCAUCAAAUGCGGGCCUUGAUUUCACUUAAUUCACACAGAGAAUGACAACAGAUUAUUAUAGAUAUUUAUAAUGUUGAAUGUAUGUGAUUAAAUGUUCCUCUGGUCAAAGUGCUGAUCACACAUAGUCAACAACAUGCAUGACAUAGAGUGAAGCAAUGCCUAUAAUGUGACCCAUAAUAAUGCCCUCAUCCAAUAUAUCACGCCCAGACUUUCAUUAUUAAAUAAAAUGUCUGUUCUAUGUUUCUCA